UUGUUUGAAAGUGCGCCCGCAGUGGAUGUGCACACCGGUUUAGGCCACUUUCUCCAUGUUCGCGGUCUCGGGUUCGGUUCCUGGCUGUACCCGGCUAUUAUUUCUUCCUUUCCUCAAUUAUUAUCAUCUGCAAUUGUUCCGCCAGUCAUCGUAAACUUUCUGUGUACAGUGUGUUUAUCCGCUCAGUGCUGUGUGUUUUGCUAUUACCAUGCUGUCUGUCCCAUGAUAGUGACUGGAUGUUUUUCAUAGGGCAUUGUUCAAGUGUUGCCUGAAAAAGUGACGUUUGUGGUACAUGAUGGUUUUCCACAAGGAUAAACAAGUUAAGUUGAAGUCUCUGAUGUUCAAGGGUGACUACAUCAGACACCCGGUGCUGUACGAGCUAAGCCACAAGUACGGCGUGCAGACGGAAUGCGUGUCGGAGGCGGCGCUGCCCUGCAAGCUGGAGGAGCUGAAGGAGCUGAUCCGACGCGAGAUCCGCAAAGAGCUGAAGAUCAAAGAGGGCGCAGAGAAGCUGCGUGAAGUGGCCACCGACCGCAAGUCGCUCAGCGAUGUCGCGCACAUCGUCAAGAAGUCCAACAGCAAGCUGGGCGAGCUGCAGGCCGAGCUGCACGAGUUGGAGUCGCAGAUCAUCCUCACGCAGGGCCACACGCCGGCGCCUGUCAGGCCGCUCACGCUGCCCACCGCUAACGCCACCGCUUCCAACGGCCAUGAAACAGUGAUGUCUCCCGUUGCAGCCUGCAGCCAAGCUCAGGACAGCUCUGGGGCUGCCAAUGAUCCACGGCUGGUCUCCCUUGAAAAACAACUCAACAUUGAAUUAAAGGUGAAACAAGGCGCGGAAAAUAUGAUCCAGAGCUUGAGCGGCGGUCACAACAGGGACAAGAAGUUGCUGGCCGAAGCACAGCAGAUGCUGGCCGACUCCAAAGCCAAGAUAGAGUUCAUCCGCAUGCGGAUCAUGAAGGCGAAGCAGAACCGCCAACACAAGGUCCAGGAUCCCGCCUCCGCCAAUGGCGAUGCCAAUCAUAACAAAGAUAAAUUCGAACGUAACCUGGAGCCGCCACUGGAGGACCGAGUGGAAGAACUGAGGCACAGGCUGAGGAUAGAGGCGGCUGUGGUCGAGGGCGCCAAGAAUGUCAUCAGGCUGCUACAGAGCUCCAAAGUUGCUGACAAAAAGGCGCUGCAAGAAGCGCAAGCGAGUCUGUCAGAGUCAAGCCGCAAACUGGACCUGUUGCGCUGCUCGCUGGAGCUGCGUCGCCAAGAGCUGCCGGCCGACUCGUCUGCGGCUGCACAGCUGAAGCGGGAGCUGCAAAGCGUGCAGGCGGCUAGCCCUGUGCCUGUCACCUACACCAGUCUGCAGCCCUUCCGCGGCGACAGCUCCAAGCCCGCACACAGCUCCCCCUCGCAGCUCAACCGCUGCGCCGCCGUCACCGGCAAGCUCGAAGUUAGACUGAUGGGUUGCCAAGAUCUGUUGGAAGAGGUGCCUGGGCGAUCCCGCCGGGAGAAGGAGAACUCGUCCAGUCCGGGUGACCUGCGCUCUUUCGUGAAGGGAGUCACCGGUCGCAGCUCCAGCAAGUCAUACAGUGUCAAAGACGAAACCAGUAACGAGAUAAUGGCAGUGCUGAAGCUGGACAACCAGACGGUGGCGCAGACGAGCUGGCGCCUGUGCUCGCAGCAGGCCUGGGACCAGCGUUUCUCCAUCGACCUGGACAGGUCGCGCGAGUUGGAGAUCGGCGUCUUCUGGCGCGACUGGCGCUCGCUCUGCGCCAUCAAGUUCCUGCGCCUAGAGGAGUUCAUCGACGACAUCCGGCACGGCAUGGCGUUGCAGCUCGAACCGCAGGGACUGCUCUUUGCCGAGAUAAAAUUCCUGAACCCGAUGAUAUCGAGAAAGCCUCGACUGCAACGUCAGCGCAAGAUCUUCAAGCAGCAGGUGAAGAACUUCCCGCGGGCCAACCAGAUGAACAUCAACAUCGCGACGUGGGGCCGCCUCAUCAAGCGGUCCACUCCCUCGCACAUGCGCGCGCACUCCGACAGUCCACCCUCCACGGGUCCGGAAAUAGUGGAGGAAAAGCCAGAAGCACCAGGCGAGGCGCCGGAACCAGGCGUAGCCGGACUUGGAGGUGCACGCCCCCUGGGGGUGGCCGUGCUGCCCCCAUUGCCCCCCGGCGGCAACUUGCUGCCCUCCUCAUUCUCCAAAAAGCGGCCUCCCACCCUCACCCUGCCACCACCUCCGCCACCGCCUCCCAAACUCGAUCAAGAGCUUGCCAGCGCUUUGAGCGAAUUUGACUUCCUGCAGGAAGAGGACAAGAUGGCGGCGGCUGCGUGCAGCUCUACUGCGCAGUCGCAGUCGACGGUGACCAUCAGCCCGGCCACGCCAUUGGUCAGCACGCCCUCCGCACACCCCACCCCCUCUCCCUCGCCACUCGUCGAGUUCCCCGCUGAUGAGCCGGCUUUCGAGCAGCGAGGAGGUGGAGCCAUUGUUAAUAUCAACGUUGUCCGUUCUCUGGAGUAUAGAGACAGCGCAUACAUAUCCAGGCCUCAAUCACAAUUCGCUGGCAUGAGUAUGGAGAACUUCAGGCUGCUCAGUGUGCUCGGAAGAGGUCACUUUGGAAAGGUAAUCCUAUCGCAGUACCGAAACACAGGCGAGUACUUUGCUAUCAAGGCACUAAAGAAGGGCGACAUAAUCGCUCGCGACGAGGUGGAGUCGCUGCUGUCUGAGAAGCGCAUCUUCGAGGUGGCCAACCAGAUGCGGCAUCCGUUCCUGGUGAACCUGUUCGCCUGCUUCCAGACGGAUGCUCACGUUUGCUUUGUGAUGGAGUAUGCGGCCGGCGGCGACCUCAUGAUGCACAUUCAUGCCGACGUCUUCACUGAGCCACGCGCCGUCUUCUAUGCCGCAUGCGUCGUGCUCGGCCUACAGUAUCUGCACGAUAGCAAGAUCAUAUACAGAGAUUUGAAACUGGACAACCUGCUGCUGGACACGGACGGCUACGUGAAAAUUGCCGACUUUGGGCUGUGCAAGGAGGGAAUGGGCUUCGGCGACCGCACGGGCACCUUCUGCGGCACCCCCGAGUUCCUGGCGCCCGAGGUGCUCACUGAGACCUCGUACACGCGCGCCGUCGACUGGUGGGGCCUCGGCGUACUCAUCUUCGAGAUGCUCGUCGGAGAGUCGCCAUUCCCUGGUGAUGACGAGGAGGAAGUGUUCGACUCGAUAGUCAAUGAUGAGGUGCGCUACCCUCGCUUCCUCUCGCUCGAGGCAAUCGCUAUCAUGAGACGGUUGCUGAGGAAAAAUCCGGAACGUCGACUAGGUUCUAGUGAGCGCGAUGCUGAGGAUGUGAAAAAGCAGGCCUUCUUCAGGCACAUCGCGUGGGACGACCUCCUGCAGCGUAAAGUUAAACCUCCAUUCGUGCCCACUGUGAACUCAGUGGAGGACGUAAGCAAUUUCGAUGAAGAGUUUACAUCAGAGAAGCCCCACCUCACUCCCCCCAAAGAUCCACGCGCUCUCACUGAUGACGAACAGAAUCUAUUCAAGGACUUCACAUACAUGGCCGAUUGGUGUUGACAAAAACAAUCAAACCUCAUCUGUUGAUCGCGUCGAACCAGGUGUUAUAUUUUCGGUAUAGGCCACGCCACGUUCUAUUCGGGUAGCUCUUUCGAAUAAUUCGAAGUAAAAAUACAAAAUGUACUAUGAUCCAAGAUCUUUUCGCAGUAGAUAAUACAAGUAUUGCACCUUAAUUUAGUUCUAAACUAUUUAUGUGCUACAAACUCAGUAAUUCAAUGUAUCUGAUAUAAUAUAUUAUUAUAUAUAAUAUAUAUUUGUAAGUGCAGGGAGCUCAUGAAUUUUCGCAUAUUUCAUAAAGUUAAUUACAUCUGUGCCAUUCUUCAUUAUCAAUAACCGCGUAAUUCAAUCUUGAAAUGUAUGAAAUACCUCAUUUCAUUCAUCAAAAAUCUUUUUGAACCCAUUUUUAUAUGAUCAAUAUGAAAUAAAUAAUCGAUGUCGUUUGUAUUCAAGAUGUGGCUGCCAUUCGAUCGGUUGUAUAGGUUCUAAUAUAUAAUUCCGAUUUGUGUCGGAUCUAAAGUGCAGUGAAACUAACUUCGUGGGAAAUUGCCAAAUACAAACUAGAAUUAUAUAAAUUUAAGGAUAUAAUGUGUAUUGUACUGCUCCAUCCCCAGCUAGAGUGGUCUGUUUUAUAUUGUUGUAAUAUUAUGUUCCUGUCCUCUCUAAUAACUCAUCUCAAUUCUAAUAAUUAGGAAAAAUAAUUGAACUAAUUAUAGGUCAACUAAUAAUGAUCAUUACUUCAACUUUUUUCUGUAUUGAUGUAUCAUAAUAUUUCUACAAAUCACAUUCGUCCUAUUUCUGUUUCUUAUUUGUUUGCUGUAACUAAUGAAUAAACAUUUACGAUCUCGCCUAGAGUCUGAUAUUAUUUUCUUCUAUCAAAAAUAAUAUCGUACGAUUUGAAGUUCAUUAAUCAAUCUAGAAAUACUACUAUCAGUGAUAAUGUAUAGGAUACAAGUAUAUAGAUCUAUUUCAAAUUUCACUAGUUGAUCCAAGCUGAUGAGCUUUUAGGUUAUAUUCAUCUAAUUUGAAAAUAACUUCCCUAGACAAUUAUUAUUAUUAUUUUCUUUGUAUAUUUAUUUCAAAUGUAGCAUCACAUAUUUUAUUGUAUAUUUGUAAAUUGGCAACUUGAUUCGUUUUAAUAUUAGUUAGUCCUUCUAUUAGAUUGUUUCUAUGUCGGAUAUUGUUAUUUAACAUUUUAACCCUAUGAUUUAUCUGUUAGCUUGAGGAUUUUAAUUCAUCAAUCAUUUAUAUUACUUCAUUUUAUACUCGCAUUUCAUUCCUGUCAUUCGCUCUCUUUUCACUUGAAAAUUUUCUUAUAUUUUCAUUUCUAGAAUCACAACUAUUUUUCGCAUUUCUAUUUAUAUCUAUUGUUUUAUGAGUUCUAUAAAGACCAGUAGUCUACCGUAGUAUUUCUAUCACUGAUAUUAACAUUUCGAAUAUUAGUAAAAUAAUUGUAUAAUUCUCCUAGACUAUCGCAUUUUAUUUGUUUAUUUUUAAUUAAAGAUAGUUCAUAAAAACUCUUUACUCAAUUUCUGAUUAUUGUUUUCAUGUUUAUGCCACAGUUAAAUUCUGUUUAUGUAUCUUAAAAUUAUAUAAUAAAACUUACAAGAUUUAUUUUCAAUUUACAUAAUUUAUAAUCCUUUGAAAUGUAUUCACUUUCACCAAACAAAAAUGAGCUGCUUCUCCCAUAAAACGCUAGUUUAGGUUUAUCGCGAACAGUUGACCUCUGCUCUGGAUUGCAUCCAAUGCUAUUCAUUGCGAGACCAUAUUAGGCAUUUUCAGAGUCGGCAGGGCAUGAAGCUUUUCGAUUGGCUAAAAAACGUUUAAUAUGGUCUCGCCCUAAUACGCUUUUCUCUUUCACUCACUCAAAUACACAUUUUAUGAAUAUUGGGAAUUUGCAAUAGAUGUACAUUCCGUUGAUAGUGAUUGAUUUUUGUUGACUUUGAUUAGUAGCCUACAUAUGCACACAAGGCAUAGCAUUCUCGUUAUCAGUUUGUUCAUCAAUGAUCUUAUAUUGAAAUAUUGGCCGGUUCACAAUAAAAUUAUUUUUUAAUAGAAUCACAUGGAAUCUAUUUUUUCUUCCAUACAUUUAGAACGACAGAAUGCAUUUACGCACAGAUAUUAGCUUAGCAACCUAAGCUCAUAUAGUGUUGGACUCUUAAUUUCUAGAACUUCGAAUCUGUUCUAAGUGAGUGUUCUACUUCAUUGUAUAAACAUAUUUUUCGGCAGACUUUAGAUUGAAGAAAAUUACUACCUAUCUGAAUUAGAUAUCGCCUCAUGAAUGACUAGGUUAUUUUCUUCUUCCCAAGGAUAUAUUUCUAUUUAUUUAUUCACACAUACAUUUUACAAAAUCCAAAUUCACAACAAACAAUAGUUAUAGCGGGUGAUAACGUUAAUAAAAUUUGAGGAAACGUGUUGAUGCACGUUUAAAAACAUGAACAAGCUUUAAAUUUUUAUACUGUGUGUGACUCAACACAAUUUUCUGAUUUAUUGUACUGUAAUUCAAUAAACCAUUACUAAAGUAACGCUCCAAUUCACAUAAAAAAUAAUUAGCCUACUAGAUUAUAAAAUGACUGUAGAGUAAUAUAAAAUUAAGCUCAUCCAAGGUACUCGAAUUUGUUGUAGCGUAAUUGAAUAAGAAACAUUGUGAUCUUUGAUGAUUAAAAUCCAUUCUAAAUUUUAAACGCUUUGUAAAGAUUGAGAAGCCCUAAAUAUUUUAAAUAUUUUUAAGAUUCCAUUUGAACAUAACUAAAACUCAUUCUAUUACAAAAAAUUCAUUGAUUAUUGCCCUCUAAAUGAAUUAUUAUUACACACAUGAUAUUAAUGUUUAUUACUGUAUCAACAAAGUACUCACAUAAUUCUUUACUGAAUGAAUCUUGAGUGUUUAAAAGUAACAUACGCUAAAUUUAGAAAUCAAAGUUAUUAGUUGAAAAAUCAUUUUAAAAUUCAUGUUGUUUUUUGUUGCUUUGACAUAAAUUUUGUUAUCAAAUAAUCGUUUUACAUUACAUAAGUUGAUAUAUCGUAACUUAUUAUCAGUACCGCACAUUAUUAUAAGCCUACUUGAGAAAUUCAAUUCAGUGGAAUGAUAGGAGUGUGAUCUCUCUCGCAUUAACCAUACCUUUCCAUAUUUUUAAUAGUCUCAAGCAUAGUGAUUGUUAGAUUAGAGUGAGAGUGGCUUCAACACAAAUAAAGUAUAAUAUAUUAUAGUUUUCAUGAACUAAAUUUGCUAGAGAAUUAUAGUAACUUACCAAUUUUCUAAAGAUAGAAUCACUCGAAAUGUUCAGAUCAUUAAUAAAAUCUACAAAAUGUAAAUGAAGGAGUUGGCAUGUCUCAUAUUGCUUAGACCUUUGAUUUCAUCGACAAUGUUGAACAAUAUUCAUGGCAUGGUAUUAUGAAAUUGGAAAUAAUUAUUCUAUAAAGCAGUAUUCUAUUACUGAAUUGUAAAGAAUUCUGCUAAAAUCCAAGCGAAGAUCUUCUUCUGAACAUUUAAGCCUUGAUUAAGGAGAUUAAAUCUAGAAAUUAAGAAAUUUGACAAUGUAACUUACGGUGUCUUCUAGGGCAAGUUAAAUUGUUUAAAAAUAUUGAGGUUCAAACAGAUCAACUAGUAGCCUUUAAUUUACCUCUUAUAAACACUUUUUUAUUAUUUUAUUUUAAGAAAGUGUUCAUAGAAGGUUAAAAUGGUACUAGUUGAUGUAUUCAAAAAUAUUUGACAAUAUAUUUAUCAAAAUCUUUAAUGUUAUGUGAUUUACACAGUAUUAAAAAAUUGCUCAUUUAUGAAUUCCAACAAGACAAUACAAAAUAGAUGAGUCGUUAGAACUCCAAAGCUUUAUUGUAGUUUUCUAUGUGAUUGAUUACUCAACUCAUCAAGAUGGAUUUUUCAUUCAAAAGAUUUUCUAUAAAUUUACUGAAAAAUUCACUACUGUAGAGAAAACAGGAGUCAAUUCCAGUUAUAAAUUCUUGUUUGCUCUCAUAUCAUAUUUUAGUCCGUACUAUCCGGAUUUCAGUCAGUAUUAUACCUAAAUGAAAAUUAUAUUAAUAAAAAUCUAUACUUUAAUAGGUAUUAUAUCAUUCUAUCAAAUUUUAAUGAUAAAUCGCAUAAAAUUAAUUAUUGUGCUUUUCACCUUCAACCGGUUUGUAUUUUUCAAAAUUUAUAAAAUUUAGUAGAUUGCUCAAGAUCUCUUCUCACCUAGCCUAAACCUAACCUAGGUUUAUGUAGGUAUUAUGAUAUGGAUAUGUUACAAUAGUGAAUGAGAAAAACAAGAUUAUUAAUGACAUAAAUUUAUCAUAGAUAAAAUUUACUCGUAUUAAAGUCACUAGGGCUAUUUAUUAGUGUAAAUUUUCAUGAUAUUGAAGCAAUAUUUAUAAAAUUGAUAUGAAAUUAGAACUUUGUUUGAUUUUCUUGGAUGGAUACUUUAAUUUAUCAAAUCAAUUAGUGUAAGUCUUAUCUCAAAAUGUGAAUCAAUUGUUUUAACGUACGGUACAAAUUUCUUUCUACGUUUGAAUAAAGAUGCGAUUUUUGUAGUGUUAGUGUAGUUUUGAAGUGCCUAUAGAGAGUUGAAAUGAAAACCUUUGAAUAUGGGGCUUAUUCAUCGACAAAACCAAUCAAUUCAUAUUUUGAAUCAAUCGUCAAAGCGCCUCUACCAUAUUCCUUACAUUCAUAAAUAAAACAGAUCAUCCUGUUGAUUCAUUUGUUUGCCUUAACCACGAAGUGCCAAUUCUUAUUAAUAAUUCCUCCUGAUUAUUCAUGAGCGUAUAUAUUUUAUAACGUAUUUCAUACAUUUCCUGUUAUUCUCAUGAUAAUCAAUUCAUGAAUAUUUUUGUAGUCCUCAUGAAGCUUGUUGACUCAAGUGAAUUUUAAAUGUUAUAUUUUUGUUGCAUUUGACUUUGAAAAGGUAUUUUAUACUAUUAUUCUGAUAAAUUGGAAAAAUAUAUUUGUAAGGUACUUUAUAACUUCCAAUGGCUAGAACAUUUUUUAUAAAGCUGUAUACUUUCCGUUAUUAAGUUGAGUCGAAUGAUAAUGUUUUCAACAUAAUUUUACUAAUAAAUGAAAGCAUGGAGUUGAAAGCUUUUAUAGUAAACCCCAAAAAGUUUAUUAUUUCCAAAAAAAUCUUAUAUUUAAAUAAAUGACUCACACGAGGCCUUUAGAUAUAAUUCUCUUGAAAUUCGUUCUGUACCGUUAUUCUAUUCUUCAUAAUUAUAUUUGUAUGUAUCAUUUUUACUUCUUCUCUUUUAUUGUUAGUUUAAUCCCAACAUAUAUGCUUGUAAAAUAAUCAAUAGCAAGGGAAAAUCGUAUUUCUAUUACCUUUGAUUACAGAUCCGUUUUUUUAAAUUCUCAAUAAUUCUCAUUAAUAAGCUCUAUACAUACUAGAACUAUCUGCAUGUGAUUCUCUUAAACACGUUCAUUAUAUCUUCAUCUGCAAAUUGAACAUCUUUUCUGUGCUUUUCAUAAUAAGCUCUAUGUACUAAUUUUAAUAAUGACGUG
Nilaparvata lugens (brown planthopper) is the source of this 9032-nucleotide messenger RNA. It is a transcript of the gene Pkn, whose product is annotated as serine/threonine-protein kinase N. Gene Ontology annotation, biological process: signal transduction; protein phosphorylation. NCBI's taxonomy places the organism in Eukaryota, Metazoa, Arthropoda, Insecta, Hemiptera, Delphacidae. The coding region runs from base 293 to 3553 and encodes 1086 amino acids. The transcript is spliced from 17 exons. Gene Ontology annotation, molecular function: ATP binding; protein serine/threonine kinase activity; small GTPase binding. The record is from RefSeq and is a predicted model, not a curated record.